ACUACAGUUUUUCCCGAAAUACCCCAAAAAUCCGCCAUUUUGGCGCCAAUAACAUUGAACAAACCAAUUGCGGUACUUUAUAUAUCUAGGGACUUUAGGCGUUCCGUGUUCUGUUAAUCUUAUUUAUACCAGAGAUUUAUACCUGUGAUUUAUACUAUAAUAUAUUUGCAUUUGUGUCGCCUGUCGCAUUUAGACUAUGGGUAAAUGGGCGAAAUAUGAAAAAAAACACAAGAAGGAAUGGGAACGUGAAGCCUUGUUUAAAGCUUGGCUCACAUCUAAUCCCAACCCCAAUUCAGAUGUUUCCAGCUAUUGCAAAGUGUGUGAAACUGGAUUGAGGUCCCACAAAUCUGAUCUAGAAAAGCAUGCAAAUACCUCUAAACACAAACAGCAAGCCUGUAAGGUGGAUAAACGUCAAUUACCCCUUCCAAGUUUUGGUAUAUCUGUAGCAAAUAAUUCCAUUAAAAAAAAAGAAAUAAUAUUGGCUUGUUACGUAGCUACUCACACAACUAUUCGAAGUGUCGACCACCUGACAGACAUCAUUAACAGCUUUAAUGAUAACGAACAGACAACAUCGUUUCGAUCUCAACCACCACGAGAGUUACAUCUUCACAGGACAAAAUGUUCAGCCAUAAUCAAGAAUGUGAUAGCUCCAUCCUUACUGAAUGAAUUAAUUGAAGACGUAGGUACUUCUCCAUUUUCUAUUAUUUUAGAUGAGUCGACGGAUGUGUCCACCAACAAAUUAUUAGCCAUAAUGAUAAAGUAUUAUUCUCAAAAAAGAAAUGAUGUUGUUACACAAUUUUUAUCAUUUAUUAGUGUAGUUGAAGCUACUGCUCAGGUUUUGUUUGAAAAAGUAUGUGAAUUUUUUGAAUCAAUUAAAUUGCCUCUAAAAAAUCUGAUAGGACUAGGUACAGAUGGGGGAUCUAAUUUAUGCGGAAAAAAUCAUUCUCUUUUUACCCUUUUAAAAACUAAAUUUGAGCUAAAUAAUUUAGUACUUGUAAAAUGUAUAUGUCAUAGCCUACAUCUCUGUGCUUCAAAGGCCUCGGAAAUAUUUGCUGAUGAAAUUGAUUUCUUACUUAAAGAAACUUAUAAUUGGUUUCAAAAUAGCACUCUAAGACAAAGUAAAUAUAAAGAAAUAUUUAGUUUAAUAAACAAUGAUAGCAAAUUUACUAAGAUGACAAAAUUAUCUGGUACACGUUGGUUGUCGAGAUACCGAGCAGUGGAGAAAAUUUUAGCCCAAUAUUUAGAACUAGAAACAUUUUUUACAAUAAACGCUAAUAAAGAAAGAUGUCACAGUGCACAAUUAUUGAGUAAUGCUUAUAAAAAUAAAACUAACAAGGUUUAUUUAACUUUUUUAUGUCCAAUAUUAAAGCAGAUAUACUAUCUUAAUUUAUAUUUUCAAAGUGCAAAUGUGGAUUUCUAUAAAGCAUUUGAGGACGUAAUUACAACAAUAUGGUCAUUAGCAGGACAAAUUAUUAAGCCACUGAUAAUUAUUCAUCUUGAUAAGAAUCUGGAGCUUUUAAGUAAUGCAAUGAAAUACGAUCAAAAUUUUUUAGACCUAGACUCUUGUGAUCUUGGUUAUUAUUUUGAGCAAGAAAUAGAUGCAGCCCAACUAAAUUCUGAAGAAAUAAUAGGUAUAAAGAAAAAAUGUUUUCAAUUUAUCAAAGAUCUUUUAACACAAUUAAUAAAUAGAAUGCCUAAUCAUUUAGAUGUAUUUUUACAAAUACGAAACUUUAGUCCAGGUCUGAUUUUAAACCAAAAACGAAAAAAAUUUGGAGAGCUACCUUUAAUGUAUGCAAAUCCAGGAACCUUGACUGACCUAGAGGCACAGUACCGAAAUAUACUAAAUAUUAACUGGGCGGAAAUAUUUAACGGAAACAUCCCAGACGACGCGGUAACUUUUUGGAAAAAAGUUGUGACGCAAAAAAACGCAGCAGGCGAAUUAAUGUUUAAAGAUCUUUCUUUAUUGGCGUUUACAUUUCUCAGUUUGCCGUCCUCCAAUGCUGUUGUGGAAAGAACAUUCUCAAUAAUGAAUCUGGUCAAAUGUAAAAUCAGAAAUCAAAUGAUGCUAAAUUUAUUAAAUUCGAUAAUGGUAAUUCGUUAUUAUUUUUAUGUUAGGCAAAUAUGUUGCAAAUCUUUUGAACCCACGACAGAUAUGUUUUCUAAAUUUAAUUCUCAGGUGAUGUAUAAUAAUAAUAAAACUACUCCCUUAAAACUAUCAGAAAAUGUUCAAGAUUCUACUGAUGAUGACGAUAUUGAUGAUGUAUUAACAUUUUGUGAACAGCUUUUGUAAAGCGGUACAUAUAAGUAUAGCUAAGCAAUAAAGAAUGAUUUAAGAUAA
Messenger RNA from Sitophilus oryzae (rice weevil), 2338 nucleotides. RefSeq lists its product as uncharacterized. The record is from RefSeq and is a predicted model, not a curated record. The transcript is spliced from 3 exons. NCBI's taxonomy places the organism in Eukaryota, Metazoa, Arthropoda, Insecta, Coleoptera, Curculionidae. The coding region runs from base 197 to 2290 and encodes 697 amino acids.